AUAUAUAUAUAUAUAUAUAUUGUGACAGUGGGGCGAUCUGUCAAGCCAGGAUUUUCAAGACAGAUUAAGGGGUUCUGGGGUACGUGUUUGAUACAGCGGAAAGUGGAUUUUCACUUUCCUCAUUUGUUUGUAAGGUCCAUUUUGGGACCAGGAGUCUGGAGAUUUCAAAGCGAUUUGGGAGGGAUGAAAUCUCCAGUCCUGGGACCAGGUUUUGGGAAUGGCCAGGAUACUGAUUGCUCAGGUGUGCAGGGCAAUCUUCUAGAGUCAGGACCAGGGUUCCUGGCUCCACCCCGGCAGACAGGAGUCAGGAGGGCUCCAUCCUGGCAGACAGGA
Molecule: messenger RNA, 333 nt
Organism: Staurois parvus
Lineage: Eukaryota; Metazoa; Chordata; Amphibia; Anura; Ranidae
Source: the annotation of a GenBank genome assembly